AUGCCUCCAACCUUGCCGGAUUUCUCCAACUCGGUCAAGCUCAAGUAUGUCAAACUUGGCUACCAAUACCUCGUCAACCACAUUCUCACCCUCACUCUCAUUCCUAUCAUGAUUGCCAUCUUCAUUGAGGUUCUACGCUUAGGCCCCGACGAGAUCCUCUCCCUUUGGAACUCCCUCCACUUCGAUCUCGUCCAAAUCCUCUGCUCAGCCUUCCUCAUAAUCUUCAUAGCCACUGUCUACUUCAUGUCAAAGCCUCGCACCAUAUACCUCGUUGACUACGCAUGCUUUAAACCACCCGUAACAUGCCGUGUACCUUUUGCUACCUUCAUGGAACACUCGAGACUCAUCUUAAAGAACAACCCCAAGAGCGUUGAGUUCCAAAUGAGGAUUCUAGAACGUUCUGGUCUUGGAGAAGAGACGUGUCUCCCUCCCGCCAUUCACUACAUCCCUCCCAAACCCACCAUGGAGGAAGCUCGAGGAGAGGCUCAGCUUGUCAUCUUCUCAGCCAUGGACGCUUUGUUCAGCAAAACUGGCCUCAAGCCUAAGGACAUAGACAUCCUCAUAGUUAAUUGCAGCCUCUUUUCUCCCACUCCUUCUUUGUCUGCUAUGGUGAUCAACAAGUACAAGCUCAGGAGCAACAUCAAGAGCUUCAACCUCUCUGGCAUGGGUUGUAGUGCUGGCUUAAUAUCCAUUGACUUGGCACGCGACCUUCUCCAAGUCCACCCCAAUUCAAACGCUGUCGUUGUGAGCACGGAGAUCAUAACUCCUAACUACUACCAAGGCAACGAACGAGCCAUGCUUCUCCCAAAUUGCUUGUUCCGAAUGGGGGGUGCUGCUAUUUUGUUGUCAAACCGUAGGUCUGAACGCAAGAGAGCCAAGUACAGGUUGGUACAUGUUGUUCGCACACACAAAGGUGGUGAUGACAAAGCCUACCGUUGUGUGUUUGAAGAGGAGGACAAAGAAGGGAAAGUGGGGAUUUCACUUCAGAAGGAUCUCAUGGCUAUUGCAGGAGAGGCUCUCAAGUCUAACAUCACCACCAUGGGUCCUCUUGUGCUUCCAGCUUCCGAGCAGUUACUCUUCCUUCUAACUCUAAUUGGGAGGAAAAUCUUCAACCCCAAGUGGAAGCCUUAUAUUCCUGACUUCAAACAAGCCUUUGAGCACUUCUGUAUCCAUGCUGGUGGGCGUGCUGUGAUUGAUGAGUUGCAGAAGAAUCUUCAACUCUCAACUGAACAUGUCGAGGCCUCUAGAAUGACCCUGCACAGGUUUGGGAACACUUCCUCUUCUUCUCUGUGGUAUGAGCUGAGCUACAUUGAGUCAAAAGGAAGGAUGAAGAAAGGAGAUAGGGUGUGGCAGAUAGCGUUUGGGAGUGGGUUUAAAUGCAACAGUGCUGUGUGGAAGUGCAACAGAAGCAUUAAGAUACCGGUUGACGGGCCUUGGGCUGAUUGCAUUGAUCGUUAUCCAGUGCACAUUCCUGAGAUUGUUAAGCUCUAG
Molecule: messenger RNA, 1491 nt
Organism: Sphenostylis stenocarpa
Lineage: Eukaryota; Viridiplantae; Streptophyta; Magnoliopsida; Fabales; Fabaceae
Source: the annotation of a GenBank genome assembly